This is a messenger RNA of Spirodela intermedia, 348 nucleotides long. The record is from the annotation of a GenBank genome assembly. Lineage: Eukaryota; Viridiplantae; Streptophyta; Magnoliopsida; Alismatales; Araceae.
AUGAGGACCCAACUGCCUUCCAUUCUUCUUCUUCUCGCCGUUCUUUCGGCCGUUGCUUUUCAGUCCCACGCCACCAAGGGAUACCCAACCCCGGGGUGGAAUCGGAUAAAGAAGGUGGAAGAUUACCACGUCCAGAGCAUCGCGCGAUUCGCGGUCGCAGAGCACAACAGGCAGACGGGAGACAAGCUCGAGUACGUCCGGAUUUACAGGGGCUACGUCGAUGGCCAGUACUACCGGCUCUUCAUCCAGGCCACGGACCACGUCAAGGCCCGCAAGUACGAGGCCGUCGUCUUCGAGAAGCUCUGGGACAAGGUCAGGGAGCUCGUCUACUUCAGGAGCUCAUCUUGA